CUGUGAAGAUGGCGUCGGGCAGCGGGACAAAAAACUUGGACUUUCGCCGAAAGUGGGACAAAGAUGAAUACGAGAAACUCGCGGAGAAGAGACUCACAGAAGAGAGAGAAAAGAAGGAUGGAAAACCAGUGCAGCCCGUCAAGCGGGAGCUUCUUCGGCACAGAGACUACAAGGUGGACUUGGAGUCCAAGCUUGGGAAGACAAUCGUCAUUACCAAGACAACCCCACAGUCUGAAAUGGGAGGCUACUACUGCAAUGUCUGUGACUGUGUGGUGAAGGACUCCAUCAACUUCCUGGACCACAUUAAUGGAAAGAAACAUCAGCGAAACCUGGGUAUGUCUAUGCGUGUGGAACGCUCCACUCUGGAUCAGGUAAAGAAACGUUUUGAGGUCAACAAGAAGAAGAUGGAAGAGAAGCAGAAAGAUUAUGAUUUUGAGGAAAGGAUGAAGGAACUGAGAGAAGAGGAGGAAAAGGCUAAAGCAUACAAGAAAGAGAAGCAGAAGGAGAAGAAAAGGAGGGCUGAGGAGGACUUGACGUUUGAGGAGGAUGACGAGAUGGCAGCUGUGAUGGGCUUCUCUGGCUUUGGCUCCGCCAAGAAGAGUUACUGAGGCAUUCUCUUGGGCCUAACUCUGGCCUAUACUGGACCUAACUUUGAGUGUGUGUUGAGGUGGGGUGGGGUGUCAUUUCUUUUUUGGGUACUGGAGAAAGUCCUUAAGAGUGUUAAUGGGCAGGGGUGGAGGGUGGGUUUUUGUGGUUUCCCUCUACGUUGGGAAGAGGGCACAGGAUGUA
Peromyscus eremicus (cactus mouse) is the source of this 789-nucleotide messenger RNA. RefSeq names its product zinc finger matrin-type protein 2. Gene Ontology annotation, molecular function: nucleic acid binding; zinc ion binding. Gene Ontology annotation, cellular component: U4/U6 x U5 tri-snRNP complex; spliceosomal complex. The coding region runs from base 9 to 608 and encodes 199 amino acids. Lineage: Eukaryota; Metazoa; Chordata; Mammalia; Rodentia; Cricetidae. Gene Ontology annotation, biological process: mRNA splicing, via spliceosome. The record is from RefSeq and is a predicted model, not a curated record. The transcript has a single exon.